Messenger RNA from Symbiodinium necroappetens, 1618 nucleotides. NCBI's taxonomy places the organism in Eukaryota, Dinophyceae, Suessiales, Symbiodiniaceae. The record is from the annotation of a GenBank genome assembly.
GACGGGCUCAGCAGGCGCUUCCGUGGUCUCCAGCGAUGCCGAGUUGCCGGUGAGCCAUCAGGCUUCACGUGACAAGCAUGGGGCAUCCAAUCAUGUAGAAAGGCUGUACCGUUUAAUGGUGGCUUCGGCCUUGCGUAGGUGGGCCUUGGAUGACGAUGAUGUUGCGGACCUCCAGCGGACUUCUGCCAUCACUUCGCCAAAGCACCCGGUUUUGAAGACGUCCGGCACAGGUCGAAAGUAUCGUCGCGUCACUGGCUUAACCAACACUGGCUGCGCUAUCCAUCCUGAAUCGCCCCAGAGGAUGUUCUGGGAAGUCUUGGGCAUGCUGGCCUUGCUCGUGGAGGUCUUCAUGACUCCUCUGCAAGUCUACGAUAUAGCCGGGGACGCCAGACAUGUGGCAGACUGUCUGCACUGGGGAACCAUGCUAUACUGGCUUUUGGAUUUGCCACUAUCAUUUCUGACGGCCGUCUACAUAAAUGACGUUCUGCACACCAGCUUCGCAGACGUCGCACGGGCAUACUUGAAAUCCUGGCUUUUCUUCGACGCUCUGAUGUUGGUGCCAGAAGUCGUGGUUUUCGUAAACCACUUCUCACCGAUGGAGGGAGCUGACGAUGCGGCCGCAUCCGGUUUGUUACGUGCCUUGCGAGCCAGGCGCCUGAUGAAGGUCGUUCGCUUCGUUCGGAUUCUGAGAUUUCGGAAGGCAGUGCUUGUGCUGAAGAAGCUGAGCUUCUACAAGCAGUUUAGAACGUUUUUCAGUGGUCGGAUUUCGUCUUCUUUGCUGCCGGUACUCUGCCUGAUGUGUGGCCUCGCAAUUUCAGUCCAUUUCCUGGCAGCCCUGUGGUUUGUUGCAGGGACUGUGGAACAAGGCUGGGCAUUUAACGAAGGCCUGCAUGAGGCUCCAUUUGUCCUUCAAUACACACGAAGCGUGGAGUGGGCUGUGUCACGAUUGCCGGCGUCAGCCUUGCGAGCUAACGUCGCGCUCCACACUACUUUGGAGCGCUGGGUGGCCAUCAUGGCCACUUUCGCUUCAUUGAUCAUCUCCUCGUUGUUUAUCAGUGUGGUAACUAACCUGAUGGCAGAUGUUGCGCGUCGAACGCGCAAGAUGGCACAUAUCCUUGACUCCGUGAGAAAAUACUGUGGAGUAUGUGGGGUGUCCUACGGCCACACCAUGAAGGUGAGAAGGCUGGUGGAACGGGAGCAUUGCCGAGCAAGCAUCCAAGAGCAUAUGCAAUUCUUGUUGACACUGCCCGAGACUGUCGUCAAGGAGCUUUUUCAUGAGGCCCGCUCCAUCACACUGGCUUGCCAUCCCUUCUUCCUGGAACUAUGUGCUGAAAACAGCUUGAUGGAAUUGCAGCUGUGCAACAGGGCCGCGAAAGAGCUUUAUCUCCUUGAGCAUGAUGAGAUUUUCCGUGGGAACGAGAAAGGCGAAGGAGUUUAUAUCCUGGCAUCAGGCGGAGCUCAGUACAUUCAAGGAACCGAGUUCUACCAGCCACUGCACACGGCAUCUGAAAGGGGAACUGCCUCAACAGUGAUCAAAAUGUUCUCCAUCCUUCCUGGCCGGGAUGGAGGCGAAAAGGAGGGAGGCGAAAAGCAGGAAGAAGGACAGGGUUGCGCUUGA